AUGGGGCAACGUAUACACAUCGAGCUAAUCGGAAUUGUACAGCAUCGAUUAAUUUUUUUGCAGGAAGUACAGAAUGGUGCUACGAUUAAGGACCGAAAAGAACGAAAAGAAAAGGAAACUAGGCGUAUGAUCAACCAGCUGCUUAUGGGACAUCCAAAAAUGGUGGAUGGCCCAGAUCAGGAAGAACUGCUGGCAGAAAACGAAGCGGAAGUUGGUUCAAAGAACGAUUUGUCUCCGAAUGGUGUGGAUGGUGUUAUCCAAACUGACAAUGACCGAGAGCAAAAGUUUCCAGGUUUCCGACUACUCGAACGGGCGCCUGAGACUGAGUUUAGUGACUGCAACUGA
Messenger RNA from Gongylonema pulchrum, 345 nucleotides. The record is from the annotation of a GenBank genome assembly. NCBI's taxonomy places the organism in Eukaryota, Metazoa, Nematoda, Chromadorea, Rhabditida, Gongylonematidae.